Engraulis encrasicolus (European anchovy) is the source of this 6044-nucleotide messenger RNA. RefSeq names its product UDP-GlcNAc:betaGal beta-1,3-N-acetylglucosaminyltransferase 2b (gene b3gnt2b). The record is from RefSeq and is a predicted model, not a curated record. Gene Ontology annotation, cellular component: Golgi membrane. The transcript is spliced from 4 exons. Bases 545 to 1876 code for a protein of 443 amino acids. Gene Ontology annotation, molecular function: UDP-glycosyltransferase activity; hexosyltransferase activity. Lineage: Eukaryota; Metazoa; Chordata; Actinopteri; Clupeiformes; Engraulidae.
CGUCAUGACCUCAGAAAUACGUGUUUCUCUUUAUCAGUCUCCGGUAGACCAGUCUGUAUUUGAGCCACGACUAGGACUGUAUUUUGCCAUCAAGGAUUUGGUCUAGUGCGGCUAUUAUUUUCUGGAUGCAAAGUUACAUCUGAAGCGAACCGUUCUGUGAUUUCGCUUGAGGACCCGCUGCUCCAGAGCCAGAGAUCCUCCCCCUCUGUGCCUGUAACGGUCCCCGCCCCCGCCCCGGCUCUCAACACCAGAGCAGCAAGCGCACGCCCUGUUGUCCUCACACCCCCUCCCCUUCCUCCACUGCUGCCAUAUCCACCACCCACCGCUACUACUAGUCACCACCACCAUCCUAGUCCCAACCCCAUCCCCAUCCCCAGCUCCAGCUUCAGAUCCAGCUCUGGGCGUGUCCCAUUCCUGCUGACACCUGUGGCUCAGGAUGGGGUAAAGACCAGAGCAAGCAGCCUUCACUGACCCAGAGGAGGAGAGCCAACAGGAGGACCUGGACCUGAACACUGCUGCUGGCCAGUCGAGGAGAAGCGCAGCCAUGCACGGGUCGCGGCGCAAGAUGAAGGUGGUGUGCAUGGUGGCGAUGGUGAACAUCUUCCUCUUCAUCAUGCUGACGCGCAGCGGCGGCCAGAACAAGGGCGCCGACAGCAAGGUCCACGUGCCCUCCAAGCGCUUCUGGGCCAAGAUGGCCCCCAGCAGCGCCUUCUGGAACCGCGAGCAGCAGAAGCUGGACCUGCUCAACAACCCGGUCGUCACCAACUCCACAGGUGGUGGUGGUGCCGUAUCCCCAGGAGUAGAUGGCGUCAGCAGCAGCAGUAGCAGCAGCGAUGGGGGAGCAGGAGCCGGAGCCGUGACCGGAGGCCUCCUCCCCCUCCCGUUCGAGCGUCUCCCUGACUGGCUGAACGACACGGCGGGCCUGGUGGAGGAGUCGUGCGAGCCGGACGGCCGCGUGGCCACGCAGAUCAAGGACUUUGGGCAGCUGCCGCCGCGUUUCAAGGACUUCCUGACCUACAUGCGCUGCCGCUCCUACCGCAUGGCGGUGGACCAGCCGCACGUGUGCGGUAGCGGUGGCGAGGGCGGCGAAGAGGGCGGUCCUUUCCUGCUGCUGGCCAUCAAGUCGCUGGCGCCGCACUUUGACCGGCGGCAGGCCAUCCGCGAGUCGUGGGGGCGCGCGGGCCGCAUGGCCAACCGCACAGUGGCCACGGUCUUCCUGCUGGGCGGGGCCACGGCCGAGGACCACUUCCCCGACCUGUCGGCCAUGCUGGCGUACGAGAACCAGCGGCACGCCGACCUGCUCCAGUGGGAGUACCGGGACACCUUCUUCAACCUGACCGUCAAGGAGGUGCUGUUCCUGGACUGGCUCCGCACGCGCUGCCCCGGCGCCCAGUUCGUCUUCAAGGGGGACGACGACGUCUUUGUCAACACGCCGCGCAUCCUCGACUUCCUCAAGGGCUUGCCGGCCGAGAAGGCGCGGGAUCUGUUCGUGGGGGACGUAAUCACCAACGCGGGGCCGCACCGCGACAAGCGGGUCAAGUACUUCAUCCCCGAGAGCAUGUUUGUGGGCGUGUACCCGCCGUACGCGGGCGGGGGAGGGUACCUGUACUCUGGCGACCUGGCGCGCAGGCUGCUGGCCGCCUCCCACCGGGUGGCGCUAUACCCCAUAGACGACGUGUACACGGGCAUGUGCCUGCGCAAACUGGGCUUGGCCCCGGAGAAGCACAAGGGCUUCAGGACCUUUGACAUAGAGGAGAAGCUAAGGAAUAAUCCCUGCACAUACAAGGCCAUCAUGUUGGUACACCCCAGGACUCCCCAGGAUAUGAUCAAGAUCUGGGGUUGGAUCACGGACCCCAAGUUGAAGUGUGCAAACUGAUUUAGCUUGUUUAAAUAAUUGCUUUAUUAUUUUUUUGUUGUUUUGUUUUAUUUUGUUUUCUUGUUUUCUUUGUUUUUUUUUGUUUUUGUUUUUGUUUUUGUUGUCUCUGCUGUACCAACCCCUCAGGGUUUGGUCAAGGGUCACACGUUUGGCAGCUUUACUACACAAAUGAAACUAUAUUAAUUAUUAUGGUUAAGGUUAUUGAUAUUGUUCUUUUUAUUACGAUUAUAGUAAUGAUUAGUGGUAUUAUCAUCGUCAAACUACUAAUGUUGCAACAAAAACCUUACAAACCUCCCUAUUUGUUUCAGUCCUGAUGUUUUGCAAGGUUCAGUCAGUGUGAAAGGUGUGUUUUUUCCCCCCUCACUUGUUUUCACCUUUCUCCUUUCCAAAGGGGCAUUUAAUUGUGGUCUUAGGGCGUGUUCCGAGGAGCUGGUUCGGUAAAAAACUAUGUGAAGUUGACCUUGAGGUAGUGGUACAUCAUCCUGGAGUGCUCCUUUUCAUUACUAAAUGACACUUACGGACUAUUUAUGAUUAUAUUUACUCCUUCAUGUAGUUUACCUUGGCCAGGCUACUAUUCCAAGAACGAGGUUAAGUGAUAAACUUGGCUAGGUUCAUCUACAGGAAGUAGUAAACAUGCUCAUAGAUAGUCCAGUGCCAUUUUGAAAGAGGAAAAAUGGAGGACUCCAGGCUCUUCUAUCAGAGGGUUUUCCACUACCUUAAGGUAAAUUCAACCUGGUUUACUACUUAACCAGGUUCUUGGAAUACUGCCCAGGUUGAUCACUUCACCAUGUUUGUGGGAAACCCAUAACUGCUCUGGGCAGAUGAAGCCAUGCACACACUAUAUCUACUAGACUAGUGUACAGUAUAUACGUACAAGUAGUCAUUGGUGCACACCUGGUGGUGCCCUCCCCAUCUUACUCUGGCACCUUCCAAAGAUGAUGUGACACGACUGUGCUCAGCUGGCCUGAGCACCCUAAGGUGUCACCAGACUCUCUUGAGGACGAUUGGCUGAACCGGCUUGUCCCAGAAUUGGAUUGGUGGAUGGUUUGGCACAAUGUGCUGUGAAUUGAUUUGUAUAAUGCCUGAAGCACGUUUCAGUAAGAGGACGAGAAUAACACCAAAGAUGAAAACUUAAAGAGCAUGGCUGGAAAAGAAAGAGAAUAGAUUAACCCCGGUUUUGUUGUUACGUUUCAGUGUAAUUUAUUGUUAUUAAAAGUGUUGUUUCUUUUUGUUUAUCCUUGUUAUUCACAGUUGUUUUUGAUUGUUGUAGUAGUAGGCAGUCAAGGUGUGGUGGCACGCCAGAUUGAAGGCCUAUGUUGAACAAGCUCCUCUGCAUCAAUAACAGCUCAGAGGCUCAUGUACAGCAUGUGCUCCCUGGGUAUGCUUUUGAUAAGGACUUGAAGACAAAUGUUCCAUCGAAAGAUGUUUUGGGGAUUUCCCCUCUGAAAUCUGCUGUUAUCUUGGUCGUCUAUCUCCCCGGUGCAAUCAUUGUUGUCAGUUUGUGUGGGUAGCAGCAGCACAGACCAAGAUCAUGAUCGAUUAUGAGGCAUUAUUAUAUAGGUUAAGAAUUUUAAAAAAGCUCUCUGAUGCUAGAACAGUUGUUCCUGCUCAAUGAUUUGUUUGUCCCUCAAGUUUCCAUAGUGCCUUACGUUCUCCAGAUUUGCACAAAUGUUCAGGCCUGCUUGCUCUCUCUGAUCUGAUUUCAUGCUGGCCAGAAAGGAGACCAGUGCCCCCCCUAAAGGACUAAUCAUAUCCUCCCCCCCACAAAGCAAGACGCCAGCUCUGCUCCACUCUGCUCGCUCUACCUGUCUGUCCCUUGUUCUCAAAAAUGCUGGUGAGGAAUGAAAAGAGAGGAGAGGAGAGGAGGUUUGUGGUGUGGCAAGGGGGAGUGGGGAGGACAAUGAGAGGGAGAGAGAGAGAGAGAGAGAGAGAGGAAUUUGGAAAUGUUGUGGGCGGGGUUGGGGGGCGAGCCACUGCAUGCUGCAGGGUAGGAGGCGGAGGAAGCGAAUAAGGGCGGGACUUAACCCUCACAGCUCAGAUCAGUACAGGCCACUCACUGCCAUCGCUGUGAGCUGUUAAACACUCGAGACCUCGUCCUGGAGUCGAUAUGGGGUGUGCGUCAUUUGACAUGGCAGUAUUUGCUUGCUUUGUUUGCUUUCUUUUGGUUCAACUCAAACUGUUACCUUCUGUCCUCUCCCUUUUGCUUGUGGCCUCGUUAUUGUUUAAUAUAUCGCAAAUGCGCAAUUCAAAGGUCAUUUUCUCUUGUUAUCAUUAUGUGAAAUGUGGGAAAGCCCUCUCAAAAGUUGCUCUGCCUAAGGCUGACGUUGGGGAAAGUUUCUCCACAGGGUGAUGCCAAGGCAGGAGGCCAAAAGCAAAUGAUUAGGAUGAGAGAUACUAAUUUGAGGAGGACCCUUGCUCAUGGUGCAGGCCUCAUAUGCUUGCCUUGGUGGUGCGCAGUCAGUAUGCAGCUCAAAUGCUUCAGAGAGUGCCACCUGCUGGCCAGGUUGUGCAAGCGCUUAUUUACUGCAGUCAAGGAAAAGCAAAGAUUAAACACUGGAUUUGUCUGGGUCAAGGCUUUACCAUCAAAGGACUUUAUUGCGAAAACACACCAAUGCCUUUGGGGUGGCUGCUUAUGUUGAAACACGUCAAGGACAGUUAUCCAUUUUUAAAAAUAAGUAACUUAUAUUUUUUUCCGGUCUCACAAGAAGUGUCAGUGUUACUAUGUAGUUGUCCAUGAGUCAAUGUUAAAAAAAUACUGUCUACUGUUCAGGUAUUGGAGAACAUACAGAGAAUGUUUACAUGUGUAAAUAAAUUAUUGAAAAUGGCAAAAAAAAGAAAGCAAAGGAAAUGUAUUUAAUACUGUUCAGAAUUCAAAUACAAUGUCUCCAGUUUCAAUCUGUAGUGUCUGGACUAGACAUAGACGUCUGUUUUUGUUUUGAUUUUGUGGGGUUUUUUUGUGUUUUUUGUUUUUUGUCUUUUUUGUAAAGAAAGAAAACAUGCUGUAUAAAUGCACAUAACUGUUUCAGGUGUAAAGAAAUUUGUAUGCUGUAAAAAAAAAUGCACAGUACCGUACAAUGCUGUCACCUAAAAAUGUAGAGGAGAAGUAGUUUCCACUUGAAUGCUUAUCGGUAGAGAUGUCCUGUACUUGCGCAACACCAAAUACUCUUUCAGUGGCUUUGUCGUAUCUUUGUCAUAUCCAUUUAUGGACCAAACUAGAGACUCUUCAAAAGUCAAAAGAAGUGCUACAAGUCAAACUAUUGCUUUAAUAGGCUUUCAAACUUUUUAGGUCAUUCAUAGGGUUUUUGUUGUUGCUGUUACUGAAUAAUGCUGUUGAUGUCCUGUUGUGCCUUUUAAAGAAUCCCAAAGAGGGAAUGCUGUUAUCGUUGGGUCAACCAGAGCAGGGCAGACGAAGAGAGUUUGACCUUGAAGUGCAAUUGACCUUCCCCCAUGCCUUAAACACGCGUAGCCCAAAAGACUGACUGGCUAGUAUUUCACAUAUUUACACGUCCGUAAUUCAUCAACAUUCCUCAUCUAAAAAAAAAAAAAUCAGUAUCUCUAUGUAAAGUCUGUACAUUGUACCAAACCCUUUUCCCUGUUUUCUAGUCUGUACAUUUGACCAGAUUCAUUCAUUUCCUUGUGUCCGUUAAGUCGUUGGCAUGCCAAUUCUCAGAUCUAUUUCCUUGUGUGUGUUGAGUGGUGAACAAGUCAUUUACCAGAUCUGUUUCCUGUGUCUCUUCAUUGUACUUCACAUCCAUCUUCUGUGACUCGUAUUGUGUGCAUGUAUUCCCUACCAGAUCCAUUUGUCUCUCUCUCUCUCUCUCUACUCUCUCACAUUAUUACCAAAUCCAUUUUCUGGUGUUGUUCACAUGAUCAUGCAUGUUCAGUUCCUAGCCAAUAAGUGUUUGUUGUUGUCAUUUGUUGUUGUUUGUGUUGCUCUCUUGUGCUGCUCUCUUGUGCGGCUGUUAACUCUUCAGCCAAAAAGUGCCUGCCAUACAAGCCACGCGUGAUGUUGGGCCCUUACUGAAUGUUGGAUUUCGUUUGUACUGAAGUCCUUAAUAGUCUGCUUCUUCAUUUUGAUGGGUCUUUUGUCAUUCUUUUGUGUAUUUAAUGCCGGUGAGGCGCUUGUUUUUUGCUCUGAACUAUUUCAAUAAAGUACACCUUUAAUGUU